This is a messenger RNA of Paramormyrops kingsleyae, 4998 nucleotides long. It is a transcript of the gene tshr, whose product is annotated as thyroid stimulating hormone receptor. Gene Ontology annotation, cellular component: plasma membrane. Gene Ontology annotation, molecular function: protein binding; G protein-coupled peptide receptor activity; thyroid-stimulating hormone receptor activity. The record is from RefSeq and is a predicted model, not a curated record. NCBI's taxonomy places the organism in Eukaryota, Metazoa, Chordata, Actinopteri, Osteoglossiformes, Mormyridae. Gene Ontology annotation, biological process: adenylate cyclase-activating G protein-coupled receptor signaling pathway; hormone-mediated signaling pathway; activation of adenylate cyclase activity.
UUAAAUUUGCCGGAUUCGCCACGCGCCAGACCCCCCGCCCAAUAAAAUAUGUGAGCGGUUAAAUGGGUUAACGGCACGAAGAAGCACCGUGAAAAACUGUACAGGGCGAUUCUCUCUAAUGUUAAAUAAUGUCCGGAACACUGGCUUUCCUUUUUAAAACCUGCGAUUUUAGGAAUCAGAAAGUGCAGUCUAAUUUUAUUCCACUCUUCUCCAGAUUCCGAUGCUACAGUUAUCAUGAUUAACAUAACAGUAUUGAUUCCUGACCUGAAAGUUUCUGAUUCAAGGUCUACGGGGGACUAUUUCAUUGAGGUUAAGCAAGAUAUUUGAAUUACACUAAUGAAAUGUCCAGAUUUUUUGCGUGCACACCAAUUUAAGCCCAAAUAAUACUGUAAGUAGACUCUUAGAGAUUUACCAGCUCUGGUCAGCUAGCUGGAGUGAGAUUUCCAGUUCGAGACACGUCUGCACACACAUUUACAUGUAUGUAAGAGAUGUAUCAUCUUGUAAAUAGUUCGUAGGUUUUGUAUACUGUCCCAGCGCUUUUGGUGAUUAUAUUUUAUGUUUAUAAUAGAAUAAUAUAGCGCGAGGGUCUGGAAACGUGAAUGUCACGCCAUAUGCAUGAGAGGUGGCAGCCCUGCUCUUAUUGCAAUGUUAUGGUGAGUUGUAAAUAUUCCGUGCAUCCAUUUUCCACGACUACUUGUACAAGGACAUGGUGAGCUGGUAGUCUGUCCCAAAGUUCACGAGGAACAAAUGGGACAGGAUGCGUGUCCAUCAUAGAGUCUUUAAAAUAUUAGAAAACCAAAUACAUUACAAAUUCUCGUAUUAAUGUACAUUAGGUUAUACCCCAUACGCCACAACUAAGAUUAUGCCUUAUCGCGGACUGUGAGGUAUACAAUCAAUUUUUUGAUAAAAAGAUCAUUUUAAUAAUUCAGUAUAUUUAAGUAGUCAUGCUGAGGCACACAGCUAGAAGGAAAUAUGUAACAAUUGAGGAUCCAAGUUGUGGAAAUAAGUAUUUCCGACAUAUUGGCUGAACGCUCAAAUAUGCUAUUUGUUAUGGAAAUUUUUAAAACAAUGCACAUCACAUGUAUGCUCUUUCUCGAUGUUAUAUGACACAAACGGCUCUGAAAUCAUGAAAUUGAACAUUUAUAUUGUAUUGAGGUGUUUGUGCAAGCCAUCUGUUUUGGGGUUUGGCUUAUGAACGAUGAGAUUCCAACGCAAAAAUGUUAAAAACACCCGCAAUGAUUUAUAGUACCCCAACUAGAGACAGUAAACGUUUUAUAUAGUUUCACAAAGUCUCUACCUAGAAGUGUCCCACAUUGCCUGAAUUCACCCUCCAGAUGUCAUCGGAUUUAAAAAUAAGGUAUUUUAAGUAUUUGAAAUGUUCUACCCCUAGAGGACAUCCCAGAUGGUACAGCAAACCUUAUUAAAUGUUUUUGAAUGUGAUCUUUGGACGUUUGACAUGGUCUGCAUUUGUCAUCAAUGGAUCCACUGGUGCAGCGGCCUCUGUUUUGACCAGAGAUCACCUUCUGUUUAUUCAAUAAAGAAACAUCAUUAGUAUAAGUUAAGAUUUGAAAAUGUUAAUACUGCAAUCAGCCAAUAAUUGAAAUGCAUAUUAAUGUUCCCCAUGAACGUAAAAAAUAUUUAGUUUGUUACAUUGCAACAAAAGUAAAGAAUUAUGCAUUUGUGUUUUCCGGUAUUUAUCCUCUUUAAAUUAUUACUGCUGUGUAGUUUCUUUAUGUUAAUAAAUCUAUUAAUAAUUUCUACAAAAUAAACUUGUUUGAAACUAUGAAAAUAUAAUGCAGCUUUAUAUUUAUUUACGAGAUGCAUCGGACGUACAGAAUAAAAAAAUUGGCGUUUUACUAUAAUCUAAUACGUUAACAACUUACAUUAAUUCAUUCAUCUUCUAUGCAUCUUGUCCUAUACAAGGUCGCGGGCUUUGAGAACAUGAAAAAUGAAUUGUCAUAAGCUGUGAUUGCGGCAAUGACAUUCUAUAUAUAACAAGAACACUUUAUCGGGAAUUUUCCAUUAACAAGGUGCAAAGCACACAAGUGGAAAAAGCGCCAUAAUUCGUAAAACUGUCAGUUCCAGUCGCUGACACAAGGGAGCCUCAAACCUCAACUUUACGGCUCCUGUACCCAGCCAGACCGCAAUGUCUCCCAAAUCAUCUUACAUCCCUCAAGUAUAAAGUCGACAGCCAAUAAGAGCAAGGUGCGUGUGAUUGAACGAAUCGCACGGAAAAAAGGACAGAAGUAGUUUGCGUGACAAAAAAGCGCUCCCAGCAUCAAUUUGCACCAACGACCAGUGCUCCGAGUGGAAGAGCCGCACCGUUUCGUGCGUCGACAUAGACCUGCUGCCUGCCUUCCCUCUCAGCACCGAGACGCUGCCGCCCGCGUCCCCUCCGUCAGCUUAGCCGUCGAGCAGCCGCAGAGAGUGACCUCUGAGUGCACUUUGGUUGUGACUCUCAACGAAACGUGCGUGGAGGAGCAGUUUGUUACUCAUCUCAUUUCAAAGGUGUUUUCAGCCAAAGGUCUGGAAGGCGGCCUGGCGACUGAGUCUGAGAGCCGUACUUCAGGCAUGAGACGCAGCAGCAAAUGCAGAUGUAGGCCAUCAGCCCAUAAGUUGGCUGUUGGAGACGAGGUUGACUUCCCUGAAAGAAGAUGCCUUUGCAAACCUAGUCAACAUUUCCCGCAUAUACAUGUCGGUGGACGUGACUCUGGAGAGGCUGGAGAAACAUUCCUUCUACAACCUGAAGAAAGUCACACACAUAGAAAUCCGGAAUGCUAGGAGUCUGACAUACGUUGACCCAGAAGCGUUUAAGAGCCUGCCCAGUUUGGAGUACUUGGGGAUUUUCAACACGGGUCUCACCACCAUCCCCGACCUGAGCAAGAUCCACACGAACGACAGGAACUUCAUACUUGAAAUUGCUGAUAAUCCCUACAUGACAGAGAUACCGGCUAAUGCGUUCCAGGGAAUCACCGGCGACGUGCUGACGGUGAUGCUCUACAACAAUGGCUUCACCGAGGUCCAGAGACAUGCCUUCAACGGGACCAAGCUGGAUGCUGUGUACCUUCACAGGAACAGGGACUUGAGUCGGAUAGAUGAGAGAGCAUUUGCUGGUGUCCUCAGUGGUCCACUGCUUCUUGACGUCUCCCAGACGUGCGUGGCCUCCCUGCCGGCGAAGGGCCUCGAGUCCUUGCGGGAGCUCAUGGCCCGGGACACCUGGACCCUGAAGAAGCUGCCUCCCAUCAGGACCUUCCAGCACCUGACCAACGCUGAGCUGACCUACCCCAGCCACUGCUGUGGCCUCAAGGGCCUCAAGAAGCGCAAGGGAUUCCUGGAGUACAUCAUUUGCAACUUGACCGCUUUCUACGACCAGCACCGCAAGCGGUCGGUGAGCACGUUGCAGGUCCCCGCGCAGAACGGCGACGGUGAGGUGAACGCACUCAGCGAGGAGGCCCACUUCUGGGGGAACCACGGGCAUUAUGAGCUUGGAGGGAACCUCCACCACCAUGCCUACUAUGGCGUGCAGGCCGACAGCGAUGUGGGCUUUGGUGAGACGCUGAAGAACCCGCAGGAGGACAGCGGGCAGGACUUUGACAGCCGUUACGACUACAUUGUCUGCGAGGAUGGCGGGGAGAUCGCCUGUGCCCCCAUUCCAGACGACUUCAACCCCUGCGAGGACAUCAUGGGCUCGAGCUUCCUGCGGGUCACCGUGUGGUUCGUGAGCCUGCUGGCCAUACUGGGAAACCUGCUGGUACUGCUAGUGCUGCUGACCAGCCACUACAAGCUGUCCGUGCCUCGCUUCCUCAUGUGCAACCUGGCGCUUGCCGACCUCCUCAUGGGCAUCUACCUUCUGCUCAUUGCCUCCGUGGACCUCCACACACGUGCCGAGUACUACAACCAUGCCAUCGACUGGCAGACGGGUCCUGGAUGCGGCCUGGCCGGCUUCUUCACUGUAUUCGCCAGCGAGCUGUCGGUAUACACUCUGACAGCCAUCACGCUGGAGCGCUGGCACACCAUCGUCUUCGCCAUGCGGCUGGACCGCAAGCCGCGCCUCUCCCACGCCGUCGCCGCCAUGCUGGCCGGCUGGCUCUUCUGCCUGUUGCUGGCGCUGCUCCCCCUGGUGGGCAUCAGCAGCUACAGCAAAGUCAGCAUCUGCCUGCCCAUGGACGUCCACUCAGGAGGGGCACGGGCCUACGUGGUCUCCGUCCUGGUCCUCAACAUCGUAGCCUUCGCCAUUGUCUGCAUCUGCUACGCCAGGAUCUACUUGGCUGUGCGGCGCCCGGAAUGCCGGCCUGGCAGCAAGGACACCAACAUCGCCAAACGCAUGGCCAUCCUCAUCUUCACCGACUUCCUGUGUAUGGCACCCAUCUCCUUCUACGCCAUGUCAGCUGUGUUGGACCGGCCGCUUAUCACCGUCUCCGACUCCAAGUUCCUGCUGGUGCUCUUCUACCCGCUCAACUCGUGCGCUAACCCCUUCCUGUACGCCAUCUUCACCAAGGCCUUCCGCGGUGACGUCUUCAUCCUACUCAGCAAGGUGGGCCUCUGCCGCCAUCGGGCCCGGCGAUUUCGGGGCCAGGCCGUGUCCCGCAAGGGCGGAGCUCCAAGUCAGGGGACACAGGAAACAAGGAGGAAGGGUGCUAGUGAAAUGUGGCUCUGCCUGCAGCAGCGGCCUGGCCGGCAAGACCCUGAUACCUGCUUGGCUCCGCUGGGGUAGGAAGCCACGAGCAGCCGCCAGACACAUUCCUGCUUCCCCAAUUCUACAUCUUUCUGUAACCCAGACUGACACUACGGCAACGCAAGUGCCAGGAGGUUUGUGCGCUUUAUUCUUUGAGGCGUGGUAACCACUUCACUCCACUGGAGUGUGUCCUGCCAGCUGCAGUGACACUGCCUUCUUUUGAACUGCUCGGCAGUGAAGCGUCUAUGAUGGUUUUAUUAUUAUGUUUGUAUACAGUGCAAUCACCUCAAUAAAAACAUGUAUAAUUGAGAGCCAGAAUUGUA